Stegastes partitus (bicolor damselfish) is the source of this 7057-nucleotide messenger RNA. RefSeq names its product myoferlin-like. Gene Ontology annotation, cellular component: membrane. Gene Ontology annotation, biological process: plasma membrane organization. NCBI's taxonomy places the organism in Eukaryota, Metazoa, Chordata, Actinopteri, Pomacentridae. Bases 112 to 6342 code for a protein of 2076 amino acids. The transcript has 58 exons. The record is from RefSeq and is a predicted model, not a curated record.
GCCCUGUGUGCUCCAGUGAUGGGGCGGUGAGGAUGCCAGACAAUCUCCUGCAGACUUUUCUUUAUUAAUUCCAUCUCUCUUUUUUUUUUCUUUUUUAUCCUAUUUGCUGCCAUGUUGCGGGUUGUAGUGGAGUCGGCUAGAGGGCUGCCUAAGAAGAGAGUUGGAAGUCCUGAUCCAAUUGCCUCUGUGAUUUUUAAAGAUGAGAAGAAGAAAACUAAAUCGAUUGACAACGAGUUGAAUCCUGUAUGGAAUGAGGUGCUUGAGUUUGACCUAAAGGGCAUUCCACUGGACUCCAGCUCCUACAUAGAUGUGAUUGUGAAAGACUAUGAAACCAUCGGGAAGGACAAAUUCCUUGGAUCAACCAAAAUCCCUUUGAGAGACCUUGCUGCAGGUCAAGUGAGAUCACUGCCAUCCAAAAAUGUUCCUUUGGUCAAUGAAAGUGGACAGAACAUUGGAGCUACAAUCAACCUUGUGAUUGGCUAUGAUCCUCCACCCAAUGCUGCACCAAACCCCAAUGACCCUGAUGCUGGAGAUGCUGCAGUGGAUGCUGGAGAUGGCGGUGAUGGUGGUGAGGAAGGCAUUGAGACUCAACCAGACGGAGGUCAAAGUGGCGCUGCAGGCGUCUCCUCAGCCGCUGGUCAGUCCGUUAGCCUUCGAAGGAGGGUGGCCCGGGCACAGAAUCGCCACCGACUUGUUAACAAGCCUCAGGACUUCCAGAUUCGUGUCCGGAUCAUCGAGGCCCGUCAGUUGUCGGGCAACAACAUCAAACCAGUAGUGAAGGUUAAUGUGUGCGGACAGACCCACAGGACAAGGAUCAAGAGGGGAAACAACCCCUUCUUUGAUGAGAUGCUCUUCUACAAUGUCCACAUGCUACCAUCAGAUCUGUUUGAUCAGAACAUUAGUAUCCGGGUGUAUGAUUCCUAUUCACUGAGGGCUGACAGUCUCAUGGGAGAAUUCGAGCUGGACGUUGGUUAUGUUUAUGAUGAACCAGCCCACUGUGUGAUGAGGAAGUGGCUCCUGUUGAAUGACCCAGAUGACGCCAGCUCUGGAGCUAAAGGCUACCUGAAAGUCAGCCUCUUCGUGGUGGGGAUUGGAGAUGAACCUCCGGCGGAGAAGAGGGAGUCUAAUGACGACCAGGACGACAUAGAGAGUAACCUGCUGCUGCCGGCAGGCGUGACUCUGCGAUGGGCCACUCUGUCACUGAAGGUGUUCAGAGCUGAGGACGUUCCCCAAAUGGAUGAUGCUUUUGUCCAGAGCAUGAAAGAGUUUUUUGGAGGAAGUCAAAACAAGAAGAACCUGGUGGAUCCCUUUUUAGAGGCUCGCUUUGCUGGCAAAAAGCUGUGCAGUCAGGUCGUUGAGAAAAAUGCAAACCCUGAGUGGAACCAAGUCCUGAACCUUCAAGUCAAGUUCCCUUCCAUGUGUGAGCGCGUCAAACUGACAGUGUUUGAUUGGGAUCGUUUGACAGGAAACGAUGCUAUUGGCACCACAUACCUGAACCUUUCCAAGAUAGCUUCCUCUGGCGGAGAGAUAGAAGAGGAACAUGCGGGAAAUGGGGAAAUGGCAUCAUAUGAAGCUAACUCAGGGCAGUCCGAGGUGGGUUUCUUGCCUGUGUUUGGACCGUGCUAUGUCAACCUGUACGGGAGUCCCAGAGAGUUCAGCGGCCUGCCGGACCCGUAUGAAGAUCUGAACUAUGGCAAGGGAGAAGGAGUGGCGUACAGGGGCAGGAUUCUGGUGGAGCUGUCCACCAAGCUAGAGGGGAAAGCAGACAAAACAGUAGACAACAUCCACAGUGAUGACAUCCUGGUGGCACAGAAAUACCAGCGGAGGAGAAAGUACUGUCUGUGUGCAGUUUUCCACAGCGCCACCAUGAUUCAGGAACCGGGAGAACCAAUCCAGUUCGAGGUCAGCAUUGGUAACUAUGGCAACAAACUGGACACCACCUGCAAACCGCUGGCCUCCACCACUCAGUACAGCUGUGCUGUGUUUGAUGGUAACCACUAUUACUACCUGCCCUGGGCAAACACUAAACCAGUGGUUGUAGUUACCUCAUACUGGGAGGACAUCAGCCACCGCCUGGACACCGUCAACAUUAUCCUCUACAUUACUCACCGCCUGCAAUCCAACCUGGAGGCAUUUAAAACUGCCAUAUUGGCUAAAGUCUCCGACAACAAACUUGUAGAGGUGUGGCUGAAGUUGCUCAAUCAGCUAAUUGAAGACCUGGAGAGCUUCCCAACACCUGAGCUGGAGGGCCGCUCUAACCUGACGUCUCUGGACAUCCAAAUCAAGAAGCUAAGAGACAGCGCUUUGACCACCAUGAGGGACGGAGCCAGACGCAUGAGAGAGGAGGCCGCAGAGAUCCGCGACACUCUGUCAGACUUAGAGUCCUGGGCUGACAAACUCAAACAGCUGGCUGAGGAGCCCCAGAACAGCAUGCCUGACGUGAUCAUCUGGAUGCUACGUGGUGAGAAGAGGGUUGCCUACAGCCGUAUCCCAGCUCACCAAGUCCUCUACUCUACAUACAGCGAACAGGCCUGUGGUCAGCACUGUGGCAAGACACAGACUGUGUUUUUACAGUACCCCAUGGACAAGGCCAAGGGCUUGAAGGUGCCAGUUCAGAUUAGAGUCAACAUGUGGCUGGGUCUGUCUGCGCAUGAGAAGAAAUUCAACUCCUAUUCUGAGGGAACCUUCAGCGUGUUUGCUGAGCUGUAUGAAAACCAGGCUAAGGUAUUUGGGAAGUGGGGAACCACAGGACUGGUUGGACGCCAUAAAUUCUCAGACGUAACAGGCAAACUGAAGCUGAAACAGGAGUACUUCAUGCCACCCAGAGGAUGGGAGUGGGAGGGUGACUGGUACAUAGAUCCAGAGAAAGCUCUGCUAACGGAGGCAGAUGCAGGACACACCGAGUUCAUGGAUGAAGUUUUCCAAAAUGAGACCCGAUUUCCUGGUGGAGAGUGGAAGGCUGCCUCUGAGCCCUUCACUGAUGUGAAUGGGGAGAAGAGCCGCAACCCCGGAGAGUUUGAUUGUCCUCCAGGUUGGAUGUGGGAGGACGAGUGGACUGUGGACGACAACAGAGCCGUGGACGAUCUAGGCUGGGAGUAUGGAGUGACCAUUCCUCCAGACGACAAGCCUCGGUCCUGGGUCCCUGCGGAGAAGGUCUACCAUGUCCAUCGCAGGAGAAGGCUGGUUCGACCUCGCAAGAGAACCGCAGCAGCCGGAGCAGCUAUGGAGAAAAGGGACCAUGGUGACCCUGAGGGCUGGGAAUUCUCGUCUCUUAUCGGCUGGAAAUUCCACAGAAAGGAGCGAUCAUCGGAUACGUUUCGACGAAGGCGCCGGAGACGAAAGAUGGGACCAGAAGAUCGCCUCGGAGCGUCCGCCAUCUUCCAGCUGGAGGGGGCAUUGGGAGUUGAUAUGGAGGAGAAAGAGAAAGGCUCCAAAGCUGAUGCCACCAAGAUGUUUGGUGCCAACACGCCCACUGUGUCCUGCUCCUUUGACAGAUCAUACAUGUACCAUCUCCGUGUCUACGUCUAUCAGGCACAGAACUUGGCAUCUAUGGACAAAGAUAGUUUCUCUGAUCCGUAUGCACACGUCUCCUUCCUGCAUGUCAGCAAGACAACAGAGAAGCUCAGAGCAACGCUGAACCCAACCUGGGACCAAACUCUGAUAUUCAAUGACGUAGAGGUUUACGGAGACCCCAGACACAUUGCUUCCCGUCCCCCUGAGGUUGUACUGGAGUUCUUUGACCACGACCAAGUGGGGAAGGAUGAGAUGCUGGGCCGCAGUAUUUGCGUCCCACUGGUGAAGCUGAAUCCUGGCAUGGAUGAGACACCAAAACUGCUGUGGCAUCCCGUCAUCCAGAAGGGGCAUAAGGCUGGGGAGGCACUGGUGGCUGCUGAACUAAUUCUUAACGACAAGUCAAGUGAGUCAGAUCUGCCCCUGGUUCCCCCAAAGAGAGCCGAGAACCUCUACAUGGUUCCUCAGGGCAUCCGGCCUGUAGUGCAGCUCACUGCAGUGGAGAUUCUCGCAUGGGGCCUGAGGAACAUGAAGACGUACCAGCUGGCCUCGGUGUCCUCGCCCAGCCUGGUGGUGGAGUGUGGCGGCCAGAGGGUGGAGUCAGCUGUCAUCAAGAACAUGAAAAAGAGCCCCAACUUCCCCAGCUCAGUGCUGUUCAUCAAAGUGCUCCUUCCAAAGGAUGAGAUGUACACUCCCCCCAUUGUUCUGAAGGUGAUCGACCACCGUCCGUUUGGCAGGAAGCCUGUGGUGGGUCAGUGCACCAUCACUUCUCUGCAGGAGUUCAGAUGUGACCCGUAUGUCAUCACCGCAGACGGAGCCAUGGCCACGAAAAUGUCUCUGAUGAUGGCUUCAAAACCCAAAGAUGUUGCCAUCAUCAUGGAGGAGACAAGACCACUGCUGGAAACUCAGUUUAUGCACAGCAUGUCGGCCGCUGUCGACAAAUUGGCUUCUCCUACGUCCCACUUUGUAUGUAUGAAAGAAAAAGAGACAAUUGAUUGGUGGAGUAAAUUCUACUGUUCAACUGGAGACCGGGAGAGAUGUGGUCCUUACCUCAAGAAAGGCUAUGACACACUCAAAGUCUAUGACUGUGAGUUGGAGGGCGUCCCAGAAUUCAAAGGGCUGACUGAUUUCUGCAACACUUUCAAACUGCAGCGAGGCAAGAAUGAAAACGGGGACGAUGAUCCCACUGUGGUUGGAGAGUUCAAGGGUUCAUUCAAGGUGUACCCUCUCCCAGAUGACCCCGGAGUUGCUGCCCCGCCCCGUCAGUUCAGGGAGCUGCCAGACAGUGGACCCCAGGAGUGUCUGGUCAGGAUUUAUGUGGUUCGAGCCAUAGACCUGCAGCCCAAAGACAAUAACGGCAGAUGUGAUCCAUACAUAAAGAUAUCGCUGGGGAGAAAUACAAUCGAUGACAGAGAUCAUUACCUACCCAACACCAUCAGCCCCGUGUUUGGAAGGAUGUUUGAGAUGACGUGCUUCCUGCCUCAGGACAAGGACCUGAAAAUCUCAGUCUACGACUAUGAUCUCCUGACUCGUGACGAGAAGGUCGGCGAGACAGUGAUUGACCUGGAGAACCGCUUCCUGUCUCGAUUUAACUCCUACUGCGGCCUGCCACAGACCUACUGCAUUUCUGGUAUCAACCAGUGGAGGGAUCAGCUGAAACCAUCUCAGAUCCUUGAGACCCUGGCUCGCCUUAAAGGACUGUCCAAACCCAGGACUGAAGAUAACGGCACCUCACUCACUUUUACUGGCAGAGAGUACAGCCUAGUGCAGGUAGAGAACAACAAGGAAAUCCAUCAGCACUUGGGUCCACCCCGUGAACGCCUCUGUCUGCACGUGCUCAGAACGCAGGGACUCGUCCCCGAACACGUGGAGACUCGAACCCUUUACAGCAGCUUCCAGCCCAAUCUCUCUCAGGGAAAGCUUCAGAUGUGGGUGGACGUCUUCCCUAAAAGCAUUGGAAUCCCUGGACCUCCAUUUGACAUCACGCCUCGCAAGCCUAAGAAGUAUUUCCUGCGUGCUGUCAUCUGGAACACCACAGAUGUGAUCCUGGAUGAGACCAGCAUUACUGGAGAACACAUGAGUGACAUCUAUGUCAAAGGCUGGAUGCCAGGUAUGGAGGAGGACAAGCAGAAAACUGACGUCCACUACAGGUCUCUGGAUGGAGACGGCAACUUUAACUGGCGGUUCGUCUUCGGCUUUGACUACCUGCCAGCUGAACAACUCUGCCUCGUGUCCAAGAAGGAACACUUUUGGAGUCUUGACAAAUCAGAGUUCAGGAUUCCCCCCAAGCUGAUUGUUCAGGUAUGGGACAAUGACAAGUUCUCGCUGGACGAUUAUCUCGGUGCUCUGGAGCUGGAUUUGCGUAACCUUGUUGCUCCGGCGAAGACCCCAGAGAAGUGCUCUCUGAGGAUGAUGGAUGGUCUGGACAUAGUACCACCAAACAAGGAAGAAAACACCAAAUCUCUGUUUGCUCAGCAGUCGGUCCGAGGCUGGUGGCCUUGUUCCCUCCAACAGGAUGGGAAGACGGUCCUGGGUGGAAAAGUAGAGAUGACAUUGGAGAUUGUAAGUGAAGCAGAUGUCGAUGAAAGACCUGCAGGAAAAGGAAGGGACGAACCCAACAUGAACCCAAAACUGGACCCUCCCAAACGUCCGGAAACCUCCUUCUUCUGGUUCACCAACCCGUGUAAGACCAUGAAGUUCAUUGUGUGGAGAAGGUUCAAGUGGCUCUUCAUCGGAAUUAUCCUCCUCAUCAUAGUGCUGCUCUUCAUCGCAAUCCUGUUGUACUCUUUACCGAACUACAUCUCAAUGAAGAUUGUGAAGCCAUUCCAGUAACUCUACAAUGGAGGAGCAGCUCUAGCAAAGAGUAAAGGACUUUUGAACAUAUCAACAAGAUAUCAAGUCAAUUUUAUUAUUAUUUUUUACUGCCUAAGUGUUUUAUUAAUGGGAAGGGGUGCUUGCACAUUUGCACUGUAUCAAUGCACAAACGUUUUGUCAACACUAUUAAACUGUGACACACUUGUGAGCAGUACAUCGGGACAAAGACAUCUGUUAUACGUUUCCAGAAUACUGACAGUUCUGUACUUGGUAAUGCAAUGCACUACAACAGUCCUGUAAGAAAGUGCUGCAGUUUUAUUUGUUAAAAACAUUGUGUGGAAAAGGUGUUGAUCCAGCCCUAAGGUAGUACUUAGUGGUGACAUUGUCCUGGAUUGAAUAUUCCUACUGUUAUCAUUAGACUACAAGGUAAAGGGUUCCAUUUUUUUUAUGUAAUCAUACCCAAUGCAACCAAAGAAACAUUUCUGUCAUGUCAAGUGUGUUUGUCUUUUGUAUAUUGCAUUGUCACAGAACUUUUAAAUUAAAUAUAUGAAACUUUACAGCAGCAUGAGUCGGAAACGGUGUUAUUUUUAUUUAUUAGGAUUUAUUUUUUGUGUGUCUAAAUUGCCUAUUUUGAGGUGCCCCUGAGCUGUGCAUUCACAUGUAACACUAAAUGUUGUUGUAAAAAAAAGACCAACACAAGUUACGGUAUUGAAUGAAUAAAAGCAGUACUUUA